This is a messenger RNA of Actinia tenebrosa (Australian red waratah sea anemone), 2031 nucleotides long. RefSeq names its product E3 ubiquitin-protein ligase rnf8. Lineage: Eukaryota; Metazoa; Cnidaria; Anthozoa; Actiniaria; Actiniidae. The record is from RefSeq and is a predicted model, not a curated record. Gene Ontology annotation, biological process: ubiquitin-dependent protein catabolic process; double-strand break repair; protein K48-linked ubiquitination. Gene Ontology annotation, cellular component: cytosol; nucleus; site of double-strand break. Gene Ontology annotation, molecular function: ubiquitin protein ligase activity; nucleic acid binding; histone binding.
GCAUGCGUGUAAGGAUGAUAACAAACAGUACAAGAAGAUGGCGACAGGUUACUGUCUUAGGAAAACCGUUCCAGUUGGAGGGAAAGGGGAUCCUGUUUGCCCCAAUACUAUUCUUCUAGUUCCCGACAAACUUAUUACAUUUGGUAGAGUUGUAGUUUCUGGUGAAGCAAACGUUCGCUUGCAAUCUAAGAUCGCGCCGUUGAUGAUAUCUCGCAAACACGCAACUAUCUCUUGCUCUUCAGGCAAGUGGAGUGUAGUUGAUCAUGAGAGUCUGAAUGGAGUGUUUGUGAAUAACAACAAGGUGCAAGGCAAUACCCCAUAUGAGCUUCAAAUAGGUGAUAAAAUAGUGUUUGGUGUGGCAAUUGAUUCAAAUCCACCUGAAUUUGAAUAUACAUUUGAUGCAAUGCCCAAGGUCAAGAAAAGAGUAGCAGAUGUUCAGCCAUCCUGUAGCAAGGAUUCUAAGCAAAGGAAGGUGCUGUCAGAAAGUGGUACUAAUGUUCAACAGCCUGGAAGUAGCAGAAAUUCUGAUUGUGAUUUAUCACACACUGAGGAUAAGAUAAAAGCUGCAGAGGAACGGAUAGAAAAAUUGAAAGUUUCUUUGCAUGAAAAAGAAAAACAGUUAGAAAUGGCUGAGAAGGCUAUGGAAAGCAAAUUGUUGGAACAGAAAGCUGAUCUUGAGAAAGAAAAGUUACAGCUCGAAAAGAGUCUUAAGGAAUUGUUAACAAGCACCCUCAGAGAAAAAGAGGAAUGUUUGGGUCAACAGUUAGCAACUCAGAAGGCUAUUUUGAUAAAAGAGAAAGAAAAAGUAGAAGAAAGUUUGCAAAGAGAGCUCAACAGAAAGCUGGAACAAAAGGAUAAAGAACUUGAAGAAAGACUUGUAAAGGAGAAAGCAGCUUUAGAACAAGUUAUAUCCGAGAAAGAACUGCAACAGGUGAAYCUUCAGAUAGAACUCGAAGAAUACAAGGAUGUUGUUGAAAGACUGAAAUAUGUGGAAGCUAAUGAAAGAAAAUUGGCAACAAAUUUAGAAGAGUUGAAAAAUAUUGUACAACAGAAAGAAGAGGAAUUAAAGCAUCAGCAAGAAGUAACUAGAAGAGCUCAAGAGACUGCUCGCAAGACCGUUGUGGAAGAAAUGGAAGAUGAAUUCUCUUGUAUAAUUUGUCAUGAACUGUUCAUUCGUGCAACUACUCUGGCAUGCUCUCAUUCUUUUUGUGAGCACUGUCUAUAUUCGUGGUUACAGAAGAGAAACUCCUGCCCAGUUUGUCGCUGUCCAGUUCAGGCACAACCAGUGCACUCAAUUGUUCUGGACAAUGCUAUUGCUAAAAUGGUAGAGGCAUUAGACGAUGAUACCCAGAGCAGGAGGAAGGCUUUAUUACAAGAAAGGGCAGAAAAAGGCAAAGAUCUACAAGUGAUUAUCCCUAAUCCAGUGACAUACGUGCAGCGCACAGCUGAUCAUCACCCUUCGCACCAUGAACCUACCAGCCGACAGGUCUCUAGGCAUGAAGACAUACAGUUUGAACCGAGACGUGUUCAAGCCCCAGUACGGCGACAUGAUUAUUAUAGGUACAGCAAUGCAAAUACCUAUAAUGGCAGUACUACUAGCUACAGUGACAACAGGAAUCAAUACAACUAUCCCCAGAGAGCACAAUACAACAGAGUAUACAACGUAGUCUGCUUUGCAUGUGGUUUAAGAGGACAUUUGGCCAGGGACUGUCCAUAUAGCUAUCGCAGAUGAACCUCGACUAUAAUUUUCAUUACUAGACGAGUAAAACAGACGGCUGUUAGUGCAAUACAUGUCGUCAACAUGCUGCUAAUGAAACUAUAAAACUAUAAAACAGCUAUAAAACUGUUUGUUUGAAGCCAGAUUGAAAUCACUGGAGUUUUGGCUAUGUCUGUGUAUCAUUAGUAUAAUGAUAAAUGAAUUAAAUCGUAAUUUUUGUUAUCAAAACGUUUGGGAGUUCAAUCCACCUUUGCUUACCAAAGAAUGUUAAUACUGAAUAUUUGUGAAUAAAGUGUGGCACGCGAAUAAAAGUG